AUGACCAUUCCGGAGCUUAAAUUUUACGUUCCUGAUUGUUUAACUCAAUAUUUGAAUUCAUUAGCUGAUUUAUCUCUUGAAGACAGACUAAAAGUCAUUCCAAACCUUGCAAUAUCAUUCACACUCAUGAAUCCAGACAUUUAUAAGGAUUUGUUGACAAAUAUUGUUUCAGAUUUUUCCCAGAUUGAGAAUUACCUUCCUGAUAGUCAUUUUGCAGACCACAUUAACAGUAGUCAGUUUUAUGAAGACCAAUUGGCCGCAAUUUGGGACAUUUUACGACCAUUAUUAGAUGAUUCGAAAUUGGCUUCAUCUGCGGCCUUCUUUUCAGCUGUGUUUUGUGAUGCACUAUCUUCUUUAUCUGAAAAUGUUCCUUCAUUCAUAAGUUCUAGGUUAUUAACGUUAUUAAUGUUCGAAAACACGAACAAACCCAUGAUAAUCUUAGCAUUUGGCCUCAUAUCAGAUCAUAUUGAUCCUCUUAUGCUUGAAAAAGAGUAUAUUUCCAACAUUUUUGCUGCAUCUCAAACGAGUGUUGAAGCUUUUAAGGCCACAAAGAAAACGUUAAAGGUUCUGAUGAACCAUGAUAAAAUUGAUGGCUCAAAGAUCGUUGAAGAAGUCGAUAAUUUGGGAGAAUUUAAUUUAGAUUUCACAAAAGACAUAUUUUCAAUACUAGAAUACUUAAUAUUUGUAUCGGAUAAGGUUGCUGUAACAAAAGCAAGUCGUUUGGUUUUAUCUUAUAUUCAGAAUGAAAAUUCACCUCCAAUUGUGAAAAUGCAUGCAAUAGGUUUACUUCCUAUCUUCCUGAAAUCGGAAUGCCCUGAUAUUUUUGUUAAUCUCGUUAUGAUUGGCGUAAAUAAGACAUUUGAAAUCAUUCAGCAGGAAAUUACACCAGAAAUUGCUCCACUUCUGCGAUUCAUUGUAUGUGGAUUUGUUAAUAAUAAGAUUACUGAUGUAGAAACCUUCAUUUUACCAUUAAAUCAGACAUUUUUAGAUAUUUGUGUCUGUGAAGACGAGAAAUCAUCAAUUAUUGCAAUGGAAUCACUCAGUAUGAUAUGUGAAAAGGACAAAAGCCUUGAUUUUCCAUAA
Messenger RNA from Trichomonas vaginalis G3, 1083 nucleotides. RefSeq lists its product as uncharacterized. The coding region runs from base 1 to 1083 and encodes 360 amino acids. The transcript has a single exon. NCBI's taxonomy places the organism in Eukaryota, Parabasalia, Trichomonadida, Trichomonadidae. The record is from RefSeq and is a predicted model, not a curated record.